UAGAGCGUGAGAAAUCGAAGAGAAAGACAACUAUACAAUACAAAUUUCUGAUUCAAAUAAUUAAGUAAAGAAGUAAGAGAGAAAGCUUACAGAAAACAGCUGUUGUCUGAAAAACAAUAAUAUUGAAAGCAGAAGCAAUAAAGAAGGAAGAAUUCGUUGUCAUUUAUUGAAACGCUUAUGAAGAAAAAGGGCAAAAGAUAGUAUUUUUGUAUGAAAGACAGCUGUUAGAUUAAAAUCUCUUAUUCAACACAUUUUGUUCGACUGGGGAGCGGAAAGAAGAAUGGAGAAAGUGUGAAAAAGGAAGAGAGGCAAAAAACUGGAUUUUCAAGUGUUUUGAUAUGUAUAAAUAAUUGCGUAUAUACGAUUCUUUUCAUUCAUUUGCGUUAAAGUAUAUUUAUUAUUGUGUUGUUUUUAGUCUUUAGCGUUGUUAUUAUUGAAGCUCGGCCUGUGUAGACGAAAUAGAUACAUAAGCGGAAUUUAAAUAUUAUUAAGACAUAAAAAAAGGGAAUUAAAAAAAUAAAAGCGGAACGUAAAAUAACUCGAAUCACUAGGCAAGAGUUACCAAAAAUUACCAGCAACAAAUAAAAGAAAAAUACAAAAUAGAUACAAUAAUAUGAUUAUUUUAUAAUAUCGCUUAGCUGCACUAUGUUAUACUAUUUACUGUAAAACAAUUGAAGAAUCUCCUAAAAAAAAUUAAGAAAACUCAUAGUAGAUACUACAAGAGAAUGUAAGAAGAAAAGGAAAUAUAUUUACUUUAUAUAACGGCAGAAUUGGAAAAGUCACGAGUGUGACUGCUUAUUGUAUAAUAAUCGUGAGUGAAUUCAUAAAGAACAUGAAAAAAUUUAUCGAUUGUGUCGGAGAAUAAAAAGUGUCUAGCGUUUUAUUUUUUCCCCUCAAAUUGUAAUUGAGCGUCUAAACACAAGGCACAAAAAUAUUUAUAAUUGUUUAUAUUUAGAAACUAGAAAACUUGAACAAUAACGCAAGAAAAAUUUUUAUUACGACAAGAAGAAGAGUGUUCGAUUUUCAAGAAAAAAAAAUGGUACAAAAAUUUCAAUCCCCUGUAAGGGUUUAUAAAUACCCCUUUGAACUCGUUAUGAAGAAACUUUCCAUUCGUGUAUUUUUUCUAGGCUUAUGAGCGCCGCUUUCCCACCUGCCCGCAAAUGCCCAUUGUUUUAGAUUGUGAAGUAAUUUCAGACGAGGUUGCUGAAGACGGCUCUCAACGUAAUACCAAGCGACGUUGCACGCUGGCCGUAGAUGCUCCAUACAUAUUUAAGAAGCUUAUUGGCGUUGAGGUGGUUUAUUUUCUACAAAAUAAUUUUUUAGAUUGGGCUAAUCGCACCCUUAAUAUAGAGGCCGUUAAUGAGAGUUUCUCCUCACGCAUUGAAAUAUUUGAACGUUGCCGGUAUUACGCACAUCCCGACAAUCCCGAUUGGACGUGUUUUGAUCAAACGGCUACAUUGGAUAUAAAGAACUUUUUUGGCUUUGAACAUUCCAUGGAAAAAAUGGGAAUGAAACAAUAUACCCAGACCACUUUAAAGGGUAAAGAGAUUAUCGAGUAUUUCAUUAACGAAUUGAAAGCUGAGGGUAUAACAGAAGUAGAUAGGUGGAAACCACCUGUUGAUGCUGCUGCAUCUUCAAUAAGUCGACAAUCAAGUAAAGACAUGGAGCAAGAAAACGGCAUAGCAGAUGUUCAUGGCGUAAAGCGAGGCUCCAAACCGGAAAUUCUCUUAGAUGGUGAUUUUAUAGCCAAACAUUUGGGCCAAUUGACACCGAUGCAGGAGUCAAAGUUAUUGGAAUUGCGUAAAAUGCUAGAAGACUGUGAAGAAGAUAUGUCAAAACUGCCCAGUUAUCAAACUAUUUUAAGAUUUCUUCGUGCUCGCGACUGGCACGUUAGCCAAGCCUUGUCCGUUCUUAAAGACUCAUUGAAAUGGCGCAAAGAUAACAGCAUAGACAAUCUACUUGACGAUUAUAAAAUGCCGGCAGUUGUGACAGAGCAUUUUCCGGGCGGUUGGCAUCACUAUGAUAAAGAUGGUCGGCCGAUUUAUAUUUUGCGUUUAGGUCACAUGGAUGUUAAGGGUUUAUUAAAAUCCAUAGGCACAGAAGGUCUCUUAAAAUUGUCUCUGCACAUUUGCGAAGAAGGCAUACAAAAAAUCAAGCAAUCUUCGGAAAGCUUGGGUACGCCGGUUUUGGAUUGGUCUUUACUGGUAGACUUGGAUGGUCUUUCGAUGCGCCAUCUAUGGCGUCCGGGUGUGAAAGCCUUGCUCAGUAUUAUUGAAUGCGUGGAAAGCAACUAUCCCGAAACAAUGGGCCGCGUUCUUGUGGUGCAGGCCCCGCGAGUAUUUCCAAUCGCCUGGACUAUUGUAUCUGCAUUUAUAAAUGAUAACACCCGUUCGAAAUUUAUAUUUUAUGGCGUUGCGGAUGCCAACACUAUGAAAGAAGGACUUGAACAAUAUAUAGAUUCUGAAUUGAUACCCGACUUUUUGGGGGGGACAUGCAAGACUCUAGUACAUGAAGGUGGUUUAAUACCGAAAACAUUGUACAAAAUGAAUUCAUUAGAGGAGGAUGAACAAGCUGAACAGGCUCAACAAAAUAAAAGCAUGAAUGAACAUGGCCGUGCAACGAAUAAUGGUCUUAAUAGUGAUCACCACGGCCUGUAUAAGACAGUGGAAUUGAAAACCGGUUACAUACACGAAGUAGUUAUAAGAAACACAGAUGUUAAAAGUGUUUUGACAUGGGAUUUUGAUGUAAUUCGUGGCGAUUUACACUUUACUCUAUAUAGAGUAACAAAAGAUCUGCCUCGGCAGCAAGAUGCAGCUGUAUCGUUUUUCGAUUUGAACGACUUUAGUGAAGGUGUUAACUACUUCAAGGAGGAGACGACACUGAUUUGUCAUCAUAAGGAAAGCGUGCAGGGAUCUCAUGUUAUGAACUAUAAAAACAACUACGUCUUACACUGGUUUAGUCCUUCUUGUGGCAUUGAGGGACCAACGCAAUUAAAUUACUUUUAUGAGAUCUUAAGUUCGGCUAAUUACAAAGGAUCGAUGACCAGUUUACAAUCGGGUUUCUCAUCAAAUUCAGCUACCAGUUCUUGUCAAAGUCGAUGAUAUGGAUUCCAACAGCAAGACCUGAAUGGAGGCACUCUCAUGGAGAAGAGUUUAAAUUGAAAAUAUAAAAGAAAACAAUUAUUUUUAUUCUUUGUGAUUUGCUUUUUAAACGCGUACAUAUAAGAAAAAUAGCAGGAUUAUUUAAAACACAACGUCAGAGAUUUACGCAGACUUAAUUAAAACAAUAUAUUCAAAACUGCAAUCAAAAGAAAGGUUAAGGCAAUCAAAGGUUAAGAAAGCGGUUGUAAUAUAAAAACAGCAAACCACUCUUUUUUUUAAAAGCCGUAAAUGUAGAGUCAAUUAAAUAUAUAUAUAUAUAUAUAUACAUAUUUAUAGCUAUAUAUAUGGACGGAAGGACGGAAGGAAAACCCGAUCAAACACCAAAUAUCAGUAAAUAAGAGAAAAUGCUUUUACACACGGUAGCUACAAAACAAACGACACCAAUUACAUUACGUAAUAUUUACAAUAAAAACCAACAAUUUAUUCCAACAACCUAUUCCUCUACAGACGAUAUAAACGAAUAAAAAAUUUUUAUGCUUUUUGUAUUUUUAAAUAUAGAGCCAUUGUCAAGUGGGUUUCUAAAUGAAAAAGUAUUAUUAGCUUUUAAUAUACAAUAAUCAUUGUAAACAUUUUAUUAAUUCUAUUUAGUUGGUUUUGUUUUCAGGGCUUACU
Messenger RNA from Glossina fuscipes, 3773 nucleotides. It is a transcript of the gene retm, whose product is annotated as protein real-time. The transcript has 7 exons. The record is from RefSeq and is a predicted model, not a curated record. Lineage: Eukaryota; Metazoa; Arthropoda; Insecta; Diptera; Glossinidae. Gene Ontology annotation, cellular component: cytoplasm. Bases 1161 to 3101 code for a protein of 646 amino acids.